CGGCAGCGCCUUUGUGGGGAGACGCCGUGUCGGCACCAGCGCCGCCCGCGCCGGGGCCGGGGCUCCCCGCCGCCCCCAUGAGCCGACUCUAGGGUCCGCGCUGCCGCACCCCUGCGCCCCAGGGGCUCGGGGUUGGUUGUCUUUGGUUCCCCCUUCCCCUUUUUUGUUUGUUUUUUUUUUUUCUUACAGUCUAUUUUUGUACACUUUGCUAUAAAACCAUGGUGCUGGGGAAGGUGAAGAGUCUGACGAUAAGCUUUGACUGUCUAAAUGACAGCAAUGUCCCCGUUUACUCUAGCGGGGAUACAGUCUCAGGAAGGGUCAGUCUAGAAGUGACUGGGGAAAUUAGAGUGAAAUCCCUUAAAAUCCAUGCGAGGGGACACGCUAAGGUGCGUUGGACUGAAUCGAGGAAUGCUGGAUCCAACACUGCCUAUACACAGAACUACACCGAAGAAGUGGAAUAUUUCAACCAUAAAGACAUCCUGAUCGGCCACGAGAGAGAUGAUGACAAUUCAGAAGAAGGCCUUCACACCAUCCAUUCAGGAAGGCAUGAAUAUGCAUUCAGCUUCGAGCUUCCACAGACACCACUUGCUACCUCAUUCGAAGGCAGACAUGGCAGUGUGCGCUAUUGGGUGAAAGCCGAAUUGCAUAGGCCUUGGUUUCUACCAGUAAAAUUAAAGAAGGAAUUUACAGUCUUUGAACAUAUAGAUAUCAACACUCCUUCAUUACUGUCACCCCAAGCAGGCACAAAAGAAAAAACUCUCUGUUGUUGGUUUUGUACCUCAGGCCCAAUAUCCUUAAGUGCCAAAAUUGAAAGGAAGGGCUACACCCCAGGUGAAUCAAUUCAGAUCUUUGCUGAGAUUGAGAACUGCUCUUCCCGUGUGGUGGUGCCAAAGGCAGCCAUUUACCAAACACAGGCAUUUUAUGCCAAAGGGAAAAUGAAGGAAGUCAAACAGCUUGUUGCCAACCUGCGUGGGGAAUCCUUGUCAUCUGGCAAAACAGAAACCUGGAAUGGCAAACAGUUGAAAAUUCCACCUGUUUCUCCUUCAAUCCUUGACUGUAGUAUAAUCCGUGUGGAGUAUUCACUGAUGGUAUAUGUGGAUAUUCCUGGUGCCAUGGAUUUAUUCCUUAACUUACCGCUGGUCAUUGGCACCAUUCCUCUACACCCGUUUGGUAGCAGAACAUCAAGUGUAAGCAGCCAGUGUAGCAUGAACAUGAAUUGGCUUGGUCUGACACUGCCUGAAAGACCAGAAGCACCUCCCAGCUAUGCAGAAGUGGUUACGGAGGAACAACGGCAGUCAAGCCUUGCACCCUUAGGUGCUUGUGAUGACUUUGAGAGAGCGCUUCCAGGGCCACUGUUUGCAUACAUCCAGGAGUUUCGUUUUCUGCCUCCACCCCUCUAUUCAGAAAUUGAUCCAAACCCAGAUCAGCCCGCAGAUGACAGACCGUCUUGCCCCUCUCGUUGAAGGAAUCCAUAAGAAGCUGACUCGACUUGGGUUUUGAAUCAUACCUGCCAUGUUGAAGGUCAAGGCAUCAUAGUGGAGACACACUUUCAAAGAAAGUGGGUUUGCUCUUGCCUGUGUGGUGAAAAAAUGAAAACAACCUGUGAUCAUGCUUUGAAGCCUACAGUAACACUGUAGGACUGCUCCACAUGCUUGAAGAACUGAGCUUUCCCCCCUCCCUCUUAAAUACUGGCACAUACUAGGAGCAGCCUUACUAACCUACAGUCAUGUGUGUCCAGCCACUCAAACCACAUUAAGAGAGGUUUGGCUUCCUCUUACAGUUUGGAAAUUUGCACAUGCUUAUUGCUUACAUUGUGCGGUUCAGUGUCACUACAGCUUUUUCUCAUUUAUGCCAGACAUUUGUUAUCCCCUUCUUAUUUUUUGUGGUCCGCACAAUAAGGAGCAAAAGAAAGCUUUGACAAAAAAGAAACAAAAAAAACCCCAACAGCAACAGACUUUGACAAAUGCACUGACUUCUCUUUUUUUUUUUUUUUAAUUUAAUGUAGCCUGGACUUUACCUGCGUAUGCACAUGCUCAGAAUUGUCCUAGUAGGCUGAUCGUGUAUCACCUCUUCAGCUUGGAUCCUAUUGUGGAUUUAUUUACAAACAUCAAAUGCCUUCAAGCCAAUCCUUCUUGCUGUAUGUUUUGCAGCCUACUGUAGUAGAUCAGCAACAGAUAUGGGGAUAGGGUGGGAGGGUAAAGAAUUAAUAGAAAGAAACUAAUAGACUUCAUCAAGAUUGUAUACUUUCUUGAUUUCUUUUAAGAAUUUGUUGCCUUUCUACUAUUAUCGCAAAGCAGCAUUUUGUUACAGACUGCCUAAAAAUCACUUAAUCUCAGGUGAACUCAUCACUUGCCAAACUGUUGGGAUGCUAUUUGUUUUUUUAUGUUGCACUGUUGAGUUAGUUCUUUUUUUGUUUUGUGUUUGUGUUUUGUUUUUAUUCUUUACUUGAGAGGGAGAUUUGGAAUAGGGACAUACACAAAAGUUACAAAACCCACCUCAUUCCCAUUUCUCUUUCUACGUUACAAAAAGAGAUGUGCAAGUUGUGAAGCUCUAAAAAAAAAAAAAAGGC
Molecule: messenger RNA, 2569 nt
Organism: Corvus hawaiiensis (hawaiian crow)
Lineage: Eukaryota; Metazoa; Chordata; Aves; Passeriformes; Corvidae
Gene: ARRDC3
Product: arrestin domain containing 3
Exons: 8
Coding region: 219-1463 (414 amino acids)
Biological process (GO): protein transport
Cellular component (GO): cytoplasm
Source: RefSeq, a predicted model, not a curated record